AUGGUCCGACAACGCUCCUACUAUCGAGCAAAACAGGCAACGAAGUGCGCCAUUCUGAGUGCGGUACUCAUGGCCAACUCUUCGAAAACCAGUGCGGACUCGCGAUUGAGAUUCAGCUUGGAACCGCCGUCGACCCGCGAAGGAAUAGAAGAGUGGAAAAGGGCCAUGAGAGUAAUGGCACGUAUAAGCGGUGGAUUGCCAAGUCCUAUUAGAUGUAAGGUGUGGUCAGCACUAGGUGAUUUGUACAUAGCAUCGGUUGGUUUCGACUGGGAAGAAGUUCGAAACAGCGUCUUCAGCGAAAAGGUUCAGCCGGAUGAUGUCAAAAUCCAUUCACAAAUACUGAAGGAUCUCCACCGGACUGGAUGGAGUGAGUUUGACGAUGAGAAGAAACUCAAGCAAGUGCUGCUCGCAUAUGCUAGGUUUAACAAGAUUGUUGGGUACUGCCAAGGAUUCAAUGUGAUCGCUGCUCUGAUUCUCCAAGUGGUUGAGUAUCGUACCGAUGUCGCCUUGAAGAUCAUGAUCUUCCUGUUCGAGCAUGUCAUGCCUCAAGGGUACUUUGAUCAAUCGCUUGGAGCUCUUUCUGUCGAUAUAAUCGUAAUGAAGGAUCUUAUGAAGCAAAGGAUACUUUUUGGCAUUUUGCCCGCUUUGUUCGUCUUCCUUGCUAUCUUAAAUGUGGUCCUUCAGUUGCACAAAGAUCCUGAUUGUCUAUGA
Haemonchus placei is the source of this 711-nucleotide messenger RNA. NCBI's taxonomy places the organism in Eukaryota, Metazoa, Nematoda, Chromadorea, Rhabditida, Trichostrongylidae. The record is from the annotation of a GenBank genome assembly.